AUGAUAGGGAGAUUACUCACAUGGAAAGAAAGGGAGAACAUUAAGAGGAGAGAACAGAGAAGAAGAGCCAUAGCUGCAAACAUAUACUCUAGACUCCGAGCUCAAGGAAAUUAUAAGCUCCCCAAAUAUUUCGACAAUAACGAGGUCUUGAAAGCUCUUUGUGCCGAGGCUGGUUGGAUCGUUGAAGAAGAUGGCACCACUUACCGCAAGGGAUGCAAGCCACCUCUGUUGGAGCUCGGAGCGACUUCGACCAACAUCAGUUCAUGUUCAUCUAUUCAACCCAGUCCAGAGUCUUCAUCUUUCCCAAGCCCCGAACCUUUCUACCAUACGAGUCCCUCAUCUUCCUUAUGCUCGAGUCUAACUCGUUUCGAUUCAAAUACCUCGACUCACCUCCUUCCAUUCCUCCGCAACAUUGUAGCCAUAUCCAGCAGCGCUCCACUGACCUCGCCACUUUCUUCCCACACUAGAGGAUCUAAGUUCAAAUCUGACUGGGACUCCCUAAGAGCAACUCUAACACGGAUGACUGGGCAACGACGGGUGGGCUGGAGAAGACCGACUGGUCGAAUGCACCAUUCAUAG
This is a messenger RNA of Hibiscus syriacus, 579 nucleotides long. RefSeq names its product BES1/BZR1 homolog protein 2-like. The transcript has 2 exons. Gene Ontology annotation, biological process: brassinosteroid mediated signaling pathway; DNA-templated transcription. The record is from RefSeq and is a predicted model, not a curated record. Lineage: Eukaryota; Viridiplantae; Streptophyta; Magnoliopsida; Malvales; Malvaceae. The coding region runs from base 1 to 579 and encodes 192 amino acids. Gene Ontology annotation, molecular function: DNA-binding transcription factor activity.